This is a messenger RNA of Peronospora farinosa, 1719 nucleotides long. The record is from the annotation of a GenBank genome assembly. Lineage: Eukaryota; Oomycota; Peronosporomycetes; Peronosporales; Peronosporaceae.
AUGACGUCGUCUGAGCAGUUUUUGACCAAAAAGUACGAGAAAUGGAACAACUUUCAAGAGGACUCAGAUUCUGAUACUGACGAUGUGCUUCGUGUACCCACUCAAUUCGACGUAGAAGGCGAUGCGGACAUUAUCAUCAGUACGGAGAUGCUCUUAACAUCGAAUCAGGUGGAGCGAUAUCGGAAAUUGGAGAAGAAACACCUUGAAGUAUGGCAAGUUGUGGUACGACAGCUUCGAGUCUGGUCGGCUUCAAGUACUGGAGCUGAAGAGGGACAAGAUGCUGUACCUUGUCGCCCAUAUUGCGUGCUCGUGAACAACUUGUAUCCAUUGGGUCAAGUCGUAUUGAAGAAAAUUUGUGAUCCACCUGAAGUGUACCCAUCUACGGAGACGGUACUGGAGCUGACGUUGCAGGCUAUGGUGGAUCCACCGACAAAUACGCCUCAGCAUCGUCCGGACAAGAUUGUUUUUCCAGACAAACACUUUGUUGGAAAACUACGGAAGAGUUACUCGGCUUUGGCAAUUGAGUGCUCGUAUCUGUCUGAAUCGGACGGUAUCGACGCUUACAUUCAGGAACUAUCACAGCACUUGAUUCGAAAGGAUCUUGCAUCAGUAGCUGAAGUGAGUGAGCGUCCAGGACUGGUCUCAGGUCCUGGUGUAACUCCUGAAGCGCUUGCUGCUUUCUACUCGGCCUGCGAGCAAUACGCAAAGCUAGAGCCGUGGGAUCACCUCGCUGAGCGCCAGGCCAUUCAGAUUGACGCUGUCGGUGAUGAGGAAUUGCGGCUGGAUGCCCGCCACCACGUUAGCAGAGGCACUGUGUUCUCGUCUGUCAUCAACACACACACGGACACUGGGCCAAAUGGCGAGGGUGGGGAUCAUAUUCGUGGCAUGGCGUUAUUCUUCACACGUGCAGAUUUGGAACGUCGGGUGCUACCACCUGGUGAGCAGCUUGCCCUCAUGCAAACCCCGGAGUUGCGUCGAUGUGCAAAGUGCGACAAACGCGCUGCUCCUGACAAGGAACUGAAGCGCUGCACGCGCUGUAAAUGCACCUUCUACUGCAAUGCACAGUGCCAGCGUGGUCACUGGAAGGACCACAAGGUCAGUUGUACUCCGCUUGGAAGCACUACAAGCGGUACUGCGGAGCAUAAGAUCGUAUGGGGUGCAAAGGAGAUGUCAAUCCUUUAUGGCCCACAGACUUCUGUGCCGUUUGACGACCUGGACGUCAUUGCAAAACACUCGCUCCCAAUUGCCAAGGUCAAGGGCGACACAUUGUACCCGUCUGCUGUAGUGUUCCGCAAGGGCGAUCCGAGCGUGCCCGAUGUGACCGAGUUGGCUUGGUUGACUCGAGGACUAAACGCACAGAUUGAGGUCAUUAGUAACCACCCGCUUUUCAUGCAGAAGACAAUGGGUGAAUUAUUGGGGCUCGACGAGCACGAUGGCGAACAACGUAAGCUGAAGCUGAGCUGUAAAACGUUUGGUUUCAGUGACCAGCUUGUCAUUCGCAACAGCACUGUGCUCACCAUGCAAGAUGUGGAGCGGUUGCGCAAGGUGAUCAAGAAACAGCAAACAGCUACUCAGGAUACUUCUGCCAAUGAAAAGGUAAGCGAUGUGAAUGCGAGUACGGAGAAUACGAAGGAUGGCAAGGCCGAGAGCGAAAGCGACGACGACGACGAUGAAGGUGCCGAUCUGAAGGACGGAGAGACAAACUGCGUUGUCAUGUAA